Porites evermanni is the source of this 762-nucleotide messenger RNA. Lineage: Eukaryota; Metazoa; Cnidaria; Anthozoa; Scleractinia; Poritidae. The record is from the annotation of a GenBank genome assembly.
AUGUUAGUGGAUCCAAGUGUUGACCUCAGAAGUCUUGAUAAAGAACGUCACCUGAAACCAAUAGAGAGAGAACAGAUUGACAAAAUCAAAGGUGAUCUUGAUAAUUAUCAUGACAUCAUUAUUGAUCACGGAUAUACUGGCCCAAUCAAGAAGGAUAUGAUGGAUGACAUCAUUGGCUCUAUAGUUCUUAGCAUUGUCAGCAGAAAAUUACUCUCCUUGGGUGAGUAUGGCCUAAAAGACCUCCUUCCAGACCAUCCUGAGUCAUGCAGACCUCUUUUUAUAAUGGGGCACGUUGACGCUGUUGAUGCCAGCUUCUUGGAUGGGCUUUUGGAGCCAGAAUUUUCUGACAUGGGAACCCCAGAGAGAACUGUGGANCCAAUAGAGAGAGAACAGAUUGACAAAAUCAAAGGUGAUCUUGAUAAUUAUCAUGACAUCAUUAUUGAUCACGGAUAUACUGGCCCAAUCAAGAAGGAUAUGAUGGAUGACAUCAUUGGCUCUAUAGUUCUUAGCAUUGUCAGCAGAAAAUUACUCUCCUUGGGUGAGUAUGGCCUAAAAGACCUCCUUCCAGACCAUCCUGAGUCAUGCAGACCUCUUUUUAUAAUGGGGCACGUUGACGCUGUUGAUGCCAGCUUCUUGGAUGGGCUUUUGGAGCCAGAAUUUUCUGACAUGGGAACCCCAGAGAGAACUGUGGAGGAUCAGGUUAUAGAUAACUUUGAGAACUUUCUUCACAAGCAUGAGGAUGAACAGAUUUUUGUAUUCUGA